Molecule: messenger RNA, 6912 nt
Organism: Pongo pygmaeus (Bornean orangutan)
Lineage: Eukaryota; Metazoa; Chordata; Mammalia; Primates; Hominidae
Gene: TPPP
Product: tubulin polymerization promoting protein
Exons: 5
Coding region: 298-957 (219 amino acids)
Biological process (GO): microtubule bundle formation; positive regulation of protein polymerization; microtubule polymerization
Cellular component (GO): microtubule
Molecular function (GO): tubulin binding
Source: RefSeq, a predicted model, not a curated record
ACGGGCGGGACGGGCGUGCGCGGGGCGGCGGCUGGAGAGCGCCGCUGAGCACCAGGUCGCUCGCGGCCGAGUCGCGGAGGCGCCUCCGCUGCAGUCGCUGCGUCUCCAAGGUGGGGCUGUCAGACCGCCCCCCGCAGAGCCUCCAGCUUCCCCGGGCCUUGGCUACCGUCCGCGGGCCUGUGGCGAUGGAGAGGCGCUGCCAGGACACCUUCCCGCACCCCUGGGAGCAGCGCCCGAGGAUCUGAGGAGCCCUUUAUUCUGCGGUUUCGGUUACGUAAACGGAGCCCAGGGAGCAACAUGGCUGACAAGGCCAAGCCCGCCAAAGCUGCCAACAGGACGCCCCCCAAGUCCCCGGGGGACCCCUCGAAGGACCGGGCGGCCAAGAGGCUGUCGCUGGAAUCGGAGGGUGCCAGUGAGGGGGCAGCUGCAUCCCCUGAGCUCAGUGCCCUGGAGGAGGCCUUCCGGCGCUUUGCUGUACACGGGGACACCAGGGCCACCGGGAGGGAGAUGCAUGGCAAGAACUGGUCGAAGCUGUGCAAGGACUGCCAGGUGAUCGACGGCAGGAACGUGACUGUCACUGACGUGGACAUCGUCUUCAGCAAGAUCAAAGGGAAGUCUUGCCGGACCAUCACCUUUGAGCAGUUCCAGGAGGCGCUGGAGGAGCUCGCCAAGAAGCGAUUCAAAGACAAGAGCAGCGAGGAGGCCGUUCGCGAGGUGCACAGGCUCAUCGAGGGCAAGGCGCCCAUCAUCUCAGGGGUGACGAAAGCCAUCUCGUCGCCCACCGUGUCAAGGCUCACGGACACCACCAAGUUCACGGGCUCCCACAAGGAGCGCUUCGACCCCUCUGGCAAGGGCAAGGGCAAGGCUGGCCGCGUGGACCUGGUGGACGAGUCGGGCUAUGUGUCCGGCUACAAGCACGCAGGCACCUACGACCAGAAGGUGCAAGGGGGCAAGUAGCCCCCGCUCCAUGCCCCGUGGCACUGCCGGUGUCCCCGGAGCAGGGACUCUGUCACCUCGCACUUCAUUACAUUCCUGUGCUCACUGGGGCAGAACUCAGACGGGUGCCCCUCCUCCUGCCGGAUGCCCCCAGCACUCCCCUCUCAAACCAGGCUUGGGCCCCAGUUCACUGACCCUCCUAAUACACCUGCCUCAUCCUCAGCCAUUUCCAAAGUGUCUCGCGGAUCACACCACACUGGGCACGUGGUUUGCAGGUCAAAGGGGCGUUUUAAGGGAGCUGGCUGUCAUGGCAACAGGAGGCUGUGCUGACCUCCUGAGCGGCAGACACCUUCCAGGAGCCCUGAGGGCGGCAGGAGCUAACCCCAACCAGCAGGCAACUAACACGGAGUUGGCCCCACACCGAACGUGGGAGGUGUCUGUGGGCCCGAGGCCUGUCCUGCAUGCAGCGGACACCACGGGGCCUUCCUGCUUUCCUGGGCAGAGGGCAGAGUGAGGCCACCUGGCGGGGGUGCUGGGCACCUGGCACAUGUGUGGGGAAGCCGGUCACAUGGACACACGUGUGCACACAUGCCUACAGGCCAGCUCUGUGCCAAGGGCAACCUUGGUAAAAGGAAAGCUGUGGGGGGUAGUGGGCGGCUUCCCGGCUGACCACAGUGGCUUGGACUGUGAAGGUGGAGCAGGCUCGCUUUGCUUUCCUGAGAAGAUGCGGUGGCUGCCUGUGUUCUCAGAGCGGGUCUGGGAAGAUUCAGAAUGUCUGGUCCCCGUGGUGUUGCCAGGCAAGAGACACGAAGUGCCGAGACACUCCUCGCCUCAUCGCGUGACAGGGCCUCUGCCCGGCCCUCCCGCUCGCCCGUCCUCGCUAGCUGCACCCUGUUUGCUCGCAGACCUCCCAUUGCCACAGCCCAAGCAUCUUCUUCAACUCUCCCGAAAUGGCUUGGCCUAACCUCUCCUGGCCAACCCCCCCGACCCCCCCGGAGAGCAGGACACUAGGGAGGACCCCCAGGCCUGCAGUGUCUGUGGGGGUUUCUCUGCCAGCAGGGGGCUGAGCAGAGCCCAUCCAGGACACUCCACACUGCCAGGACACACCCAGGUGGCCCGCCCUUGCCUGUCUGCACCUGGGGAGAAGCCGCCGCUCCUGCUCCCUCCUGGGGAGGCUGAUGGGUGUGGCCACCUGCCGUCACAAUGGCACACUGCCACUGUCCCUUGGCAUGCACACAGCCACAGCCGCACGUGUGACCUGCUGGGCCGUGGUUCUGGAGUCUACCUGCGGAUGAGCCUGCGGCAGUCUUGAGGAAACUCUUCCACAGCCUGUUAGCCCGUGGCUAUGGUCAGGCUCUGGCCAGGGCAGGGGGCUGCCCAGGGCCACGCUCACAGUACAGGAGGACGGCGAGGCACCUCCCUCACUGGCACGCAUGAGCGCCACCCGCCUCCCCGACUCCCAAGAGUGCACCUGCUGCAGCCACAGCCCCGUGGAAGGACUCCCCCUACCUGAGCAGAGCAGGAGCCCCAGGGCGGAGCUCCCAGCCAGCAUGGUCCACUGAGGGCUAGGGGUCUCCGAGGCCCCUCAACAGAGAAGCCUCCACCUGAGGAUGGGGAGGACCUGGCAGGUAGCUUCCAUGGCAGGGCUGGGAAGUUCAUGGUGCCUGGCAAUAAAGACCAAGGAAAAAUGGACCUCAGGCUUCGUGGCUCCUUUAGGAUGUCACCUCACCAGCCUGGGGAAGGCAGGGGGUGCCCAAGCCCAGCCCUGUGCCCCCGCUGAACCUGGCUGGACCGCGUGUGAAAGGCAGAACUAAUGUGCGGAAACAUUUGAAAACAACUCUGAAUGUGCAGUGCGGAAUCACCCGAUCACAGACGAGCGGUCACCGGAAUUGCCCGAUCACAGACGAGCGGCCACCAGAAUCACCUGAUCACAGCCCAUCACAACUCCAAAGCCCUUGUGCUGAAGAGGCCGAGGACGAGUGCUCACCAAACAGGGUGGCUCCCCAGGUCCCGAAGCCUGAGACCCGGAAGACCCUGGCACCCUUACACCCUCAGACUCCUGCCCUCCUUGGCCUCCCUGGCCCCAGCGCAGCUCCACCCUGGGCUGCGUCUCCUGGUCCCAGGCUGCAUUUCUCCUUUUUUUCCGUCUGUGGGCAGCCCGGUCCCCACAGUCACGGCCAAGCCACGCAGAAUGAAAGUGACUCCAGAGGCCCUCGCCCUGGAGCUGAGCCUGGCGCCGGGUCAGGACGGAGGGACGGGCGGGUUGGGGUCCGCGGGUCCUCACACCACACAGCAGGCACAGAGGCUCGCCAGGCCCUGCUCCGGUCUGUGGGGACGAGGGACACUGAGGAGAGGCGCUGGGCACCAGGAGGCAGCGUCCUGGUCCCUGGUUGGCCUCAGACAAGAACGGCCUCGAGAAAAGAGCCAAGCGCAUCGGGAGCACACCAGAAACCGGCCCUGAGCACGAGAAGUGCCUCCGCCCAGCCCGGGCACCACCCGACCUCGCAGGGAGCAGGCCGUCACCGACGGGUCACCUCGUCCACGCGGCGAGCACCAACUCACCACAGCCCUUCCCAGACCUGGCUGGAGCGGCCGGAGCGGCGGGGCUCGUGGCUCCCAUCUUGGCCCCCGGAGGUGAGCUCCUUCACAGAAGUGGUCCCUUCACUCUGAGGAAAAUCGUGGCGUGCAUCCUGAACCCUAGGACACGCCUGUGGGUUUCACGAAUGAGAUCGAGGCUGCUGUGGCACCAGCCCGUCCUGGCCUGGAGCACCCUAGGAUCCUGGAGGGAGAGGCCCCACGCCCCCACUCUCCCUCCACACUUCCAGGGUUGGUGCCCACGAGUCACAGGCACGGCCACUCCGGGGUCCCACCCUCCCCCAGCAGCCUCCAGGCUUUCCUCAGACACGCGGGAGCCAGGAGAGCACCCUUCUCCGCUCGGCUCCAAAGCGAAUCUUUGAAAACACCCACUCGGCUGCCAUCUCUGUCACCUGGCCAGGAGGGGUAGCAAAAAGUCACGAGGACAUAGCUGUCACCAUUGUCAGUUACAACUUGUCUGUGGAAUCCGUAAUCGCAUCUGUGUGCCGCCUCCGAACACAGAACAUUGUUUGGACGGCAGCCCCACUGCACAUAACAGACCCGUGCAUCUUCCUCAGUCAGUUUCUGAAUAUCGUGAAUUCAGGCAGGUGUGUGUUCUCUUCUGCAUGUUUUUAUGCGCUGCCAAUUAGCUUCUACUAACCAUGGUUCAACAGAAAAUAAAUGUGUAUUUGUGAAUAACAAACUGCACAACCUGCAAACCAGGAGAGAGGGACAGGUUCUGUCAGGGUGACACCAGGACAAAGAGACAGGUUCUGUAGGGGUGACAGCAGGACGCAGGGACAGGUUCUGUGGGGGAUGACACCAGGAGAGACAGACAGGUUCUGUGGGGGGCGGUGACACCAGGAGAGAGGGACAGGUUCUGUCGGGGGUGACAAGAGGAGAUAGGGACAGGUUCGGGGGGGGGGGUGACACCAGCAGAGAGGGACAGGUUCUGUCGGGGGUGACACCAGGAGAGAAGGACAGGUUCUGUCGGGGUGACAAGAGGAGAGAGGGACAGGUUCUGCAGGGUGACACCAGGACACAGGGACAGGUUCUGUUGGGGGUGACACCAGGAGAGAGGGACAGGUUCUGUCAGUGGGUGACACGAGGAGAGAGGGACAGGUUCUCUUGGGGGUGACACCAGGACACAAGGACAGGUUCUGUCGGGGGUGACACCAGGCGAGAGGGACAGGUUCUCUGGGGGGGUGACACCAGGAGAGAGGGAUAGGUUCUGUUGGGGGUGACACCAGGAGAGGGACAGGUUCUGUCGGGGGUGACACCAGGAGAGAGGGACAGGUUCUGUUGGGGUGACACCAGGAGAGUGGGACAGGUUGUCGGGGGUGACACCAGGACACAGGGACAGGUUCUGUCGGGUGACAUGAGGAGAGAGGGACAGGUUCUGUCAGUGGGUGACAUGAGGAGAGAGAGACAGGUUCUGUCGGGGGUGACACCAGGACACAAGGACAGGUUCUGUCGCGGUGACACCGGGACACAGGGACAGGUUCUGUCGGGGUGACACCGGGACACAGGGACAGGUUCUGUUGGGGGUGACAAGAGAUAGGGACAGGUUCUGUCAGUGGGUGACACAGAGAGGGACAGGUUCUGUCGGGGGUGACACCAGGACACAAGGACAGGUUCUGUCAGGGUGACACCGGGACACAGGGACAGGUUCUGUCGGGGGUGACACCAGGACACAGGGACAGGUUCUGUCAGUGGGUGGCACCAGGAGAGGGACAGGUUCUGUUGGGGGUGACACCAGGAGAGAGGGACAGGUUCUGUCGGGGGUGACAAGAGAUAGGGACAGGUUCUGUCAGUGGGUGACACAAGGAGAGAGGGACAGGUUCUGUUGGGGGUGACACCAGGACACAGGGACAGGUUCUGUUGGGGUGACACCAGGAGAGUGGGACAGGUUCUGUCGGGGGUGACGCUAGGACACAGGGACAGGUUCUGUUGGGUGACACCAGGAGAGAGGGACAGGUUCUGUCGGGGUGACACGAGGAGAGAGGGAGAGGUUCUGUUGGGGGUGACACCAGGACACAGGGACAGGUUCUGUCAGGGGUGACACCAGGACACAGGGACAGGUUCUGUCGGGAGGACAGCGCUGAUCGUGUCUCAGCAUCAGGAAAGGAGAAAGGCAGAGGGAGAGCGUUGAGAAGACUGUUCACACCAGAUACUUAUUUUUAUUUACUGCUGUAGGAUAAGCAACCAGGUAGUGUUCCUAACAGUUAGUGUUACCAAAAUUAAAGUUCAAAUUAUAUGUUUAAAAUAUUGUAGCAGAAGAUAUAUAUUUAUACUGGACUAUUUUUACACCUUCUAAUAUCCUAUCCAAGUUUGGGCACAGAUGGUGGAGUUGGGCUGGCAUCACGUCCUGUGGCCGCCCCACUUGCCUGUCGGUGCCGCUCCAUCCCGGGCCCCAGGGAUGCCAGCUCGAGGCCGACCACAGCAGCCCUGCGUGGGCGUCACCUCCUACCCUAGCCCCUGUCCUGGACUGCUGCAGCUGCCUGCUUUUGUGAAUGGUGUUUUGUUGGCACAGGGCCUGUCCUGUGUGCUCACGCAUGCCUGUGGCCCCUUCUGCUGUACAAGUGGAGUGGGGAGGAGUUGAGAUGGAGACGCCUUAGCCCUGGACACUUAUCUGUCCCUCUACUGGCCCAGCUCAUCUCCUUCUGUGGGCAAUCACGCGUGCACUGGCCACCCUCCCACCCCACAGCACACACCACGAGGGGAUGGCACAGGGGGACAAUGAGGCUGGGCCGUGAUGGUAUCAAUAGGCUAGAACGUCCUUCAAACACUGAACCUGCAUCUUUCCUCCUCUUACUACUGAACACUUGGUGAGCUCUGGCGGUCCAGGGUGCAGCGUCUGUCCCCGGGCAUGUGAUGGGGAGUCCUGGGCACAUCGAGAUGCUUUACUUCUUUCUUUCCACCUCUUAAAAAACUAAACCAAGCCAAACCACAAAGGAAAUCUGCACAACUCAAGAGAAACUUGAAAGGGAUCGUGUAACUACUAGUUUGUACUAAGUUUUUUUCAAGGAAGGGAAACAAAUUUAUAUAUAUAUAUAUAUAUGUGCAAUAUAUUUUUACACUGUGUGAUUAACAUUAGGGAGUACUGAGCGCAUCACUUUAUCAGUGUGACGGGUGAUGUCCACGUCAUGGCUGUUCUGACUCUGAAAGGCACUUCUGCCGACGUCUAAACCGCACUCACCGGGGACGUCCGCAGGGUGGGGUGGCCCUGCUGUCCCUCCUGCAGGUGAGAGGCGUGGUGUUGCCUGUUGGACUUGCUGUUGAGCCUGGCUUGCAAACCUGUAGUGAAACAGCUCGUGUCUGUGUGCACACUGCCCCUGUGUCUGCUGUCGUUAACAUUGUGUGUCAAGUUGGUAAAGUGACAAAUAAAGGUGUUAAAACAUG